This is a messenger RNA of Hirundo rustica (Barn swallow), 5825 nucleotides long. RefSeq names its product tetratricopeptide repeat domain 3 (gene TTC3). Bases 1 to 5496 code for a protein of 1831 amino acids. Gene Ontology annotation, biological process: regulation of apoptotic process. The transcript is spliced from 42 exons. NCBI's taxonomy places the organism in Eukaryota, Metazoa, Chordata, Aves, Passeriformes, Hirundinidae. The record is from RefSeq and is a predicted model, not a curated record. Gene Ontology annotation, molecular function: protein binding.
AUGCUCGAGGCGGGGUUUCGCGUUUGGAGGCAGGCGUUUGUUAAUUUUUAUCUGUAUUUUACGGUCUCACGGACCGUGAGUUCUGCAGCGCUUUUAACUGAACAGACUGAAAAGUGGAGCCCUGUCUCCUCCUCUGCAAGGCCUUUCAAGGGGGCAUCUUGCAUCCUCAGAGUGGCGUUGGGUGAGCGGGAUUUACUGGAGGAUUUUAAAGCUCUGACCUGUGAGAGCUCCAGGAAGAAAAGUGAAUUCCUGAAGCAGAGAGGAAAUGCUGAAUUUUCCCAAGGAGCCCUGGCCUCUGCCAUCGUGUUUUACACCAAAGCCAUGGACUUGUGGCCUGUAAACCACCUCCUGUAUGGGAACCGAGCUCUGUGUUACCUUCUCACCAGGCAGUACGAGAAAGCUGUGAUUGAUGGGAAAAGAGCCAUAGUCCUCAAGCCUGAUUGGCCAAAGGGUCACCACCACUACUGCAAAGGCCUGGCGCUGCAGGGCAAAGCUGAUCUGGCGCUGGAGGCCAACAAGAAAGCGCAGGAGCUCUGCCAGAAUCACCCCGAGGGGCUCAAGGAGCUCGUGCAGCAGUGUGAAAAACUCAAGAUAAUCGUGCGAGAAACCCCUGGUAUUAAACAUAAAGAGAAGGUGAAGAGAGUUCUGAAUGAGAGGAGCAGAUGCUGCACUCACAAAUCCCCUUCAAGAACCCCCCAAGAGCAGAAAGGAGUGGAGAAAGAGAAGAGGAAGAAGAAGAGCCAGGCUGAGCCCAAACAGCCCCAGGGUCCCCAAAACCACAGUGCCAAGGUGACUGAGCCCCAGAAAACAGAAGGCAAAGUUUCCCCGCCGGAGCAGCCUCCAAACCAAAGUCAGCAAAACAAACAAAAGCCAAAACCCAAAACUAGUGACAAUGGAAAGAUGAGGGAUAAUUUGGAUUUGAAGAAGGAGUCUAAAGCCGUGGAGGAUAAAAGUUUCUCUGCUGUGCCACAGGUGGAUUUAAAUCCAGAUGUAAACCCCCUGGGGCUGGAGGGUGCUGGAACCUCGCUGGACAGGGGCAGACCCACUUUAUUAAACCUGCUGAGAGCCAUGAAUACUCCGGAAUUCACGGUGGAUUUUAACUCCCUGCCAGAGGGUGUGACGGGCCUGGCUCGGGAUGGCUGCAGGUUCCUGCUGGAGCAGCGGUGCCACGAAGCCGAGCGAGCCUUUUCCCAGCUCCUGAGCAUCUUCUUCGACUCAGGAUUUCCGUACAUGAGGAAUAUUCUUAAUAUUAAUUAUGUUAUACUGUUCUAUGGACAUGCCACUGCCCUCCUGGGAAUAGGGACUCCUGAGGCGUUGGCCAAGGCUGAAGAUCAGUUUAAGAAAAUAAUUGAAGACUAUCCGGAAGAAAGCUGUUUUUGUUUGGCACACUAUGGACUUGGAAGGGUUUACCUCAAGCAAAACAGGUUUGCUCGUGCCCGCGACCAAUUCGCGAGGUCGAAGCUGAUGAUGGAUUUCAAGAUUGUCCCCGGAGUUUUAACGUGGCCAGGAACGAGCCAGGUGAUCGAGGAGUCGCGGAUGGAGAAUUUACAGGUGGCUUUAAAGAAUUAUUUGGAGAAAUGUCGAUUCCCUCCAGAGCCUGACGCUGUUUGUCGAUACCAGCAGUGCCACGGCUACUCCAAAAUCCAAAUAUAUUUUACAGACCCUGACUUUAAGGGUUUUAUACGUAUUAUUUGCAGUCAGCAGUGCAGGCUGGAGUUCCACAUCAGCUGCUGGAAAAAGCUUAAAACAGCAAGCUACAGUGAUAAAAAUGAUAAGGAUUUCCUUAAGGAAACGUGUUUUACUCCUGAUUGUAAAGGCCUUAUUUCAAAAAUAGUUAUUUUCAGUUCUUCUGGGCUGGUAAAAUGUGAAUUUGAACAAAAAAUCCCCAAACCUAAGGAGCCACCGAGGGCCUGUAUAAAACAGAAAAGUUCAAGUCUUAGGAAGAUAAAAAUGAAGCAAGAAAAAAAACUGUGGCGAAAACGAGCGCGAGAAGAGGCCCGGAACUCUGCCAGAAAAAAACCUGAGGAGAAGCAGGAAGGAAAUGAAGAAUCCCAGUACAGCCAGCACGGGGGCUGUGGCCAGGAUCUGUGCGCUGGGGACCAGGUCCUGCAGCACCUCCAGCGCAACCGCGAGCAGAUCAAAGCCGCCGUCGCUGACGCUGCCGAGUUAUUAAAGGAAUUAUUGGAGUGGGGAGUGAUCAGAGAGGACGAUUUCACCUCCUGUUCCCAAAUGAGCUCGUCCCAGGAGGUGCUGGAGCAGCUCCUGAGCUCCUUAAUCCAGGCCAGAUCCCGAGUGCGGACCAGGGCGUUCCUGCACGUGCUGAGCCAGCUGGGAGAGGUGGAUCCCAAAGUGCACAAGUGGCUGAGACACCUGGAUAACCUGGGUCUGACAGCGACAAAAAACUUCCUCCUUCAAUAUGGCCAAGUCCUGCAAGAGCUUGACCUCUCUAUUUUAACCCCGCUGUGGAACCGGAAAUACGGCAAUAAAUUUGAUUGUGUGGCAGCUGAUAGUGAAAAGCAAGAAAUCUGUGAUUAUUUCCUCGCCCCUCCCCUAGAGAAAUCCCGUUGUUUUAUAUGGCUUUUAGAAGAAAACAGAGAAGAUUUUCCAGGCCUCCAUCAAGCUUUAGAUGAAUUCUUUGAUAAAAUGGAUGACCCAACCAUUAUAUUAAAGAAGCAGGGAAAUGAAAAUUUAUCAAAUAAUGAAAUCAAAGUUAAAAACAAAAACAGGAAGAAAAAUUGGAAAGAUUCAAAGUCUAUUUUAGUAUUAUCCAGUGGAGUUAGUACAGCGUCACGAGAAGAGGAGAAGAUAUUUAUAGAAGAACAAAAUAAUUUGUACAGAGAUUAUCCAAAUGAACCCUUCGUAAUCCCUGAAUAUCUCCAGGAGCAGCUGGAGGAAUUCGAAGCUCUCUAUAAUGUUUCCAAUAGUAACGGUUAUAUGAAUAAUAAUAAUAAUAAUAAUCCAGAUCCAAUCUGUGAGAAUUUAUAUGAUUAUUUCUCUCAGAUCUUGGAAGAACACGGCCCUCUGGAGAUUAAUAAUAAAUUACUAAUCGGGGAGUACGAAAAUUUCCCGGCGGAGACGCGGAAGGUGGUGGAGGAGGCGGGCGGGCUGGAGCCCUUCCUGCUGAAAUCCCUUCGCUUCAUUCUGCUGGAUAACCUGAUCGGCCUGAGGAAGCACUCGGCCCUUUUCGAAGGGAAUCCCAGCGGGAGCCGGCCGGAGGAUAAAACGGAGAGCGACGCAGCCGGGCAGCUCCAGAGGGAUUCCUGCCGCAGCAACCCGCCCUUGAACCCCUACGCCGAGGAGUUCAAGCCUCUGUCGUACUCUCUGCCACCCCCUCCGUCGUCGCUGCCCGAUCUGACAGCUUACGAGACCCCGCAGUAUUUCCCCUGCCCCUUCCCCGCUCCCUGCGCGGCCGGGAACGUUCUGGAACUCGGCGCCGCCGUGCCGCUGAAGGCCUUGGAGCCGGCCGUGCUCCUGCCGCAGAGCUCCUGGGGUUACCAGUACGGGAUCCUGCCCGUGGUGCCCGCCGCGCUCUACGCCGACCCCGCGGCUCCUCGGGCCGGGAGAUUCGGCCCCGGGGGUUCGGUGCCGCCCGAGGGGCAGGGCCGCGAAGGCCUUUGGGGCUGGCGGGGCGGCUCGGAGCGGGAGCGUCCUGCUCCUCCCGAUGGCUCCGGGGAAACGGCUGCCAGGGAGAAAGGAAGGAGGGAGAAAGCCGGGACGGACGGGAACGCUCACACGAGGAUGGCGGCUGUCCAGGUAAAUCAGGAUGUUGCUGAUAGGGAAACCAAUACUUUGCCUUUCCAUCCAUUUGAAAAUCAAAAAGGCGAUAUCCUCCGCAUGGAGAAGGAGCACCGGGUGCUGACAGAGCAGCUCAGGGAAGCAGAGGAGAAAUUCGAGCAGCUACAGAGCAGGAGCUUGGAGGACAUCAGUGCUGCAGAGGAGCUCCUGAAAAAAAGCAUUGAAGAGACUGAGGUGUCCCAGAAUGAGCUGGAUUGGUUCCACCAAGACUCGGACGCGCAGAUGAAGAAAUGGCAGCAGGAGAAGAAAGAAAAUCGCGAGAACUUGAAAGCACUGAGGGCCACAGCUAAAAAACACUCCGACACCAAUGAGAGGUAUUUGAAGACUGUUGAUGACAAGGAAAAGCAAUAUAAUGCGUGUUUAAAUACAUUUCUGGAGACCAGUAAUAAAUUUGCUAACGAGAAAGGCAAAUUGGAAGAGCUGAUAAAAAAGAGUCAAAGUGACAGCCAGGAGUGUGAGAAAAGAGCUGUUAAAGCAGAGAUCUCAGUGCUCCAGACCUGGAAGGAAACAGAGAUCUGGAAGCUCACGGGCAGCAUUGCCAAGGCAGAAGGGAAUCUCAGGAUGCUGAAAGCAGUGAGCAGCAGCUCAGCUUCAGCAGCUCCCGUGUUGAAGUCUCAGAUUGAUUCCUGGGAGAUAUUUAUUUCAAAUGUCAAGAAACAACUGGAGAAAGUCGAGGCCGAGUACGAAGCAAAAAUGGAGCUGGUGAGAAACGGUGCCCGGGACUGCCUGAGCAAAGUGGAAAUUGUGGAUUUUCCUUCUCCUCAGGGCUUUGUUACGACACCGGGCAGAACCCCCAUGUGUGACCCCGCCGUUGUCACCUGCGCCUCGGCGUCUGCACUUCCCGGUGCCCUUCCGGCGUUUUCCGCGAGUUCUGACGGAAAAGCUCCGGCCCAGCCUUCACUGCAGGCGCAGAGCGGAGCCAAGGCAGCGCCUGCCGCCUCUGAGGCUCCUUCUGCAGCUGGGAAAACGCUUCCCAAAGCUCCAGAGGGAUCACAUUCCACUCAGCUCUCAGCACCCCUCCCGUCGGGGGCUUCUGGAGGCGACUCCCAGCCCAGCCAGGAUCCCCCAGCGCUGCAGCCCAGGCCUCCUGGAAUUCCAGUCAACAAAAAGCUCCCAAAGGGAAUUGGAAAUGUUUUUGACCAGCUCCAGAGUGUGUUCCCAAACCACAGCAGCUCAGACCUCAUGGCCUUGAUCAAGGAGGUGCAGAGGAGGAACGGGAACGCCGCCGUGGGCCUGAGCCAGGACCAAAUCCUCAGCCGCGUCACGGAGCUCAUCCUGGACCGGCAGCUCCAGGCACCGCCUCCAGCAGCCAGAGCCGGGCACUCCCCGGCGGGGAGGAGCAGCCGGGAAUCGCCCCCCGAAGGAACCGCCCCCGGCUCGCCCCGGGCAGCACCGGCCCCUAAAAACUCCUCCAGUAAAAACCCCUCUCAGCCAAACCUGCAGCCCUGGGGAAAUGCUGGAGCUGCACCUAAAACCAAAUGGAAGAAGUGGGACAAUGCCUCCUGUGAGGAUCCCUGCACCAUCUGCCACGAUGAGCUGAGCAGAGACUGCUGCGGGCUCGAGUGUGGCCACCACUUCCACAGCGAGUGCAUCCGAACGUGGCUCAAGCAGCAUUCCACCUGCCCCAUGUGCCGUGUCCACGCCCUGCUUCCCGAGGAUUUCCCUGAGCUCCCUGCGUGGAACAAGAAUGGUCACCAGUAGCAGGAGGGGCAGAAUUCCAGCAGCUCAGGGAAUUGUUCUCCCGCUGUUUCCCCAGUCUGAAGUGACCAGAGCACCAUCAACACGGCGAAAUUUGUCCCAAACAGCCAAAAGGUGAGGACCAGAGCCCGAGAAUCCUAAAGUGAAACUCAAAUAUUCUCUCCUCUGACUCCAGGGAACAUCACAUGGAGUCGAGCUCUUGGCUAAUUCCAGGGAUCACUCGUUCCCCACACUGCUGCAUCUCCUCCAGCCGAAGUUUCAAAGUUUUAAGCUCCUCUCUCGUUAUUCAGUGUAUUCGUUACCACUUGAAUAAAGUUCCUGCUGAGGCCAAA